GAGGACGCAGCAGGCGCACUGGGCGUGUGCGCAGACUUCCGGUUACGUCACGAAUUCUCUUCCAGAAGACCGAGACACCGGGAGAGCUAUGAACCGGAGAGACGGAGCGGAGAUGACGGGCCCCCGCCUGUGACCGGAGCCCGAGCGACCGGAGGACACUGAACGGAAGAGGAGACAGCGGAGCGAGCGCGGAGGAGCCGCCCUGCGGGGCCCGGACAGAUUUAAUCCAAUAAUACGGCUGUUUGGAUGAAGCCCUUGGGGUAAACGCUGGUGCAACCAUGAGCCGAGGCAAGCGUGACAGCAACUUCUCAGUCUUUGAAAUAGGAGACUCCACCUUCACGGUUCUGAAGCGCUACCAAAAUCUGAAGCCUAUUGGGUCUGGAGCACAAGGAAUCGUCUGCGCUGCCUAUGAUGCCGUUCUCGAGCGCCAUGUUGCCAUCAAGAAGCUGAGCCGGCCCUUCCAGAAUCAGACACACGCUAAGCGGGCCUACCGGGAGCUGGUGCUCAUGAAAUGCGUCAAUCACAAGAACAUCAUUGGACUCUUAAAUGUCUUCACACCGCAAAAGUCUCUGGAGGAAUUUCAAGACCUGUACAUUGUGAUGGAGCUUAUGGAUGCCAAUUUGUGCCAAGUCAUACAGAUGGAGCUGGACCAUGAGCGCAUGUCCUACCUUCUCUACCAGAUGCUGUGCGGCAUCAAGCACUUACAUUCUGCGGGCAUCAUCCACCGGGAUUUAAAACCAAGUAACAUAGUAGUGAAGUCUGACUGCACCCUAAAGAUUCUGGACUUUGGUCUGGCCAGGACCGCAGGGACGAGCUUCAUGAUGACCCCGUACGUUGUGACGCGUUACUAUAGAGCUCCAGAAGUGAUCCUGGGAAUGGGAUACAAAGAGAACGUGGACUUAUGGUCGGUGGGGUGCAUUAUGGGAGAAAUGAUAUGCCACAAGAUUCUCUUCCCGGGAAGGGACUGUAUCCUUGCACACUUCUUUAUGCACAGUGACUGUAUACACCGGUGUGUUCUCCUGUGUGUGUGUGUUUGUGCCGUUUUCUCUCCUGGGACCACAGUGCAUCCAUAUUGAGACUGGUCCCUGCAC
This is a messenger RNA of Hyla sarda, 1091 nucleotides long. Its product is annotated as mitogen-activated protein kinase 8-like. Lineage: Eukaryota; Metazoa; Chordata; Amphibia; Anura; Hylidae. Bases 279 to 1076 code for a protein of 265 amino acids. Gene Ontology annotation, molecular function: ATP binding; JUN kinase activity. Gene Ontology annotation, cellular component: nucleus; cytoplasm. The transcript is spliced from 7 exons. Gene Ontology annotation, biological process: JNK cascade; protein phosphorylation. The record is from RefSeq and is a predicted model, not a curated record.